This is a messenger RNA of Trematomus bernacchii (emerald rockcod), 741 nucleotides long. RefSeq names its product developing brain homeobox 2 (gene dbx2). The record is from RefSeq and is a predicted model, not a curated record. The coding region runs from base 1 to 741 and encodes 246 amino acids. Gene Ontology annotation, biological process: regulation of transcription by RNA polymerase II. The transcript is spliced from 4 exons. Gene Ontology annotation, molecular function: DNA-binding transcription factor activity, RNA polymerase II-specific; DNA binding. NCBI's taxonomy places the organism in Eukaryota, Metazoa, Chordata, Actinopteri, Perciformes, Nototheniidae.
AUGCUCUCAGUGCAGAGCUGCACCAGGAGGAAUAUGGCAGGCUCUCCUCCUGCUUUUCCCGGCUUUGGUAACUCUGGAAAGAGUUUUCUUAUUGACAAUCUGCUGCAGUCACAGACACCUUCAGCCCGCCCAGAAACAAUACAAGGUGGACACCUGCGACGGGCCGCGUGUGAACGACCGAGGAGAAUCUGGGGCUGUGAGCAUGGAGCCUACCAAAGCCAGGGCCACAGUCCCCAGCGUAGGAAAGACUUGGGAGUACCCCUUCUACAACACACAGGUGUACUGAGCAGUGUAUUCCUGCCGAGCCCACAUUAUCUGCUGGCAUGCUGCGAAGGCUCCAGCCCCCCUCCUGUCUUCUCCAAGGGAGCAAAUAUUCAAAUGUGGUCUGCUGAUAUAAGUCCUAAAUCACGCAGAGGGAUCCUUAGGAGAGCUGUGUUCUCUGAAGAACAACGGAAGGAGCUGGAGAGAACUUUUCGGAGACAGAAAUACAUCAGCAAGACAGACCGGAACAAACUGGCAGCUGAUCUCAGUCUCAAGGAGUCCCAGGUAAAGAUCUGGUUUCAGAACCGUCGUAUGAAGUGGAGGAACUGUAAGGAGAAGGAGGUUCAUAACACUCGCUCCCCAAUGGAUGAGCUCAUGGCCCGGGGUCUCGCUCAGGAAGAGGAAGAACCUACACAGAACCAUCACUCUGAAUCAAAAAGUGAGAGAUCACCAUCACAGAAUAGUGCCAGGGACACAUGA